Molecule: messenger RNA, 624 nt
Organism: Staurois parvus
Lineage: Eukaryota; Metazoa; Chordata; Amphibia; Anura; Ranidae
Source: the annotation of a GenBank genome assembly
AUGGACGCCCACCUCCUCCCUCUGCCAUGGAAGUCUCUGCAGAUUGCACAGUGCACUUACUUAUGUAAAGUCCAUUUCACGGACUCUGCGUACUGCUUGCUGCUGUCCGACCUCAGCGGUGUCUGGUGCGAGGAGGUGGGAGCGGAUGUCAUACAGGAAAGGUCAAAGGAGCUGAACAAAAGGCUGAAGGCUCCAAUCUCUUCUUUCCUUUCCCACUUGUCUCGGCUCCUCCUUCCAUUGCUGGAUUCCAGGGACGAUGGACAUGACAGGUUCUCCUUUCAGCGGGCAGAGAACACACUGAUGCUGCAAGUGAAGAGUCAGCUGUCUGGCCUUCCUUUUUACUGGGAGUUCCACUGUAAGGAGGCCAGUGUCAGCACGGUGUGUCGACAUUUAGUCCAGCCUCUGGUGCGUAUGACGAAGGCUCUAGACUGUCAGAGCCAGGAGCUGUGCACUAUACUGCUCAGGAAAGAUGCCGAAAUUCAGGAUUACCAGGAGAGCGGGGCUGUGCUCACUCGAGGCCGCUUGAAAACAGAAUCUUUUGAUGAGGGAUCAUUCCAAGAAUCUUUCCUGGCAGAGGUAAGAGACUACGGCAUGGCAGUGGUUAUUCCUCCAGUUUUACCCUAG